UAGAAAAUAACCAAAUUGUAUAAUAAAAGAUAGAAAAAAUCUUUGAGGUCUGUCUCUGCCGCUUGCUGCACUUGAGCGGGAGGAAAUCGGGGUGUCGUAAAAUUAAAAUGGGAAACAGAUGUGCAAAGGAGGAGGUGAAGGAAGAGAUAAUGCUGAAGAUUGUGCCACCAUUGGACUCUGCAUAUGUUCGAUGGCUUGCUAAGGAUGUUGCAAGAAUCCAUGGCUUUACUCUAAAAAAUCCACCUCUUCUUACACCGCCAGAUCAUUAUAUCAAUUACAUGAAGUUAAAUGGAUGGUUGGAUGUUGAUCUCGACGAUCCUGAUCUUGCUCAUCUCUUCAAGUAAACAUUCUAUUCUAUUUUUAAUGUAUUCAUUUUCAAACUAAAUAAAGGAUUAGUUUAACUUUGGUUG
Molecule: messenger RNA, 410 nt
Organism: Impatiens glandulifera
Lineage: Eukaryota; Viridiplantae; Streptophyta; Magnoliopsida; Ericales; Balsaminaceae
Exons: 2
Coding region: 108-344 (78 amino acids)
Source: RefSeq, a predicted model, not a curated record